CCUUUCCACUCUCCGCCCGCCGGAGCCACCGGAAGCGGAGGGAGCCGGGCGGAAAGGAGCGGAAAGCCCGUGACAGCCACCAGAGCCGCCACCUCCCUCCCUGUCACCCGGGUCACACCCCCGCCAGACCGCCGGGACACCCGCGCUGUCACCCCCGUCCAGUGUCACACCCCCUUCGGUGCCCGGCCAUGGCCAAGAACACACUGUCGUCGCGUUUCCGCAAGGUGGACAUCGAUGAGUACGACGAGAACAAGUUCGUGGACGAGCAGCUGCAGGAGGAGCCGGCGGAGCUCCAGGGGCCGGACGAGGGAGAGGUGGACGGGCUCAUCAGGCAAGGGGACCUGCUCCGAGCUUUCCACGCUGCCUUCCGGAACUCUCCUGUCAACUCCAAAAACCAAAUAGUAAAGGAACGUACCCAGGCAAUUGUACUGAAAGUCCUGACAUCGUUCAAAAGCAACGAGAUUGAGCAAGCGGUAAAAACACUGGAUCGAAACGGGAUCGACCUGCUAAUGAAAUACAUCUACAAGGGGUUUGAAAAGCCCACAGAGAACAGCAGCGCGAUAUUGCUACAGUGGCACGAAAAGGCAUUAGUAAUAGGAGGCAUUGGCUCCAUAGUCCGAGUUCUGACCUCACGGAAAGCGGUGUAAGAGACUGUAUUAGCUGAAUGGAGAAGUUUAUGUUCCGGGGCUCCAGCGCAGUGAAGGAAGAGUGGACGCAGAGGCCCGUCUGUCUGCAGAGAGCUAUAUAUUAAACUGUUUUGGAAAAUUCAAUUGGGAAUGCUUCUUAUUACCGACUGUGGACGAGACAUGAAUGUAUGUUUGUUUAAUGGGGUAUAUUUUGUUCCAAGCACCAGUCCUCCUUAGCAAGGCAAUGUAAACUGACAAAAAAGGUGAGGAAUUUGUUUAAGAUGGGCGAGCAGCAAUCCACUAAUAACCUCCACGAAGCACCUCCAAAAUCUGGCCACGCCGAGAGGUGCAGCUUCUGUAGCCAAGGCUGCGCCAGGUUCCCAGAUUUCUGCGUGCCCUCACAUUACGCCAAGUAGAAUUCCCAUGCUAAAAAGAGCCCGGGUCAUAGGACUGGUGGCUUUUUAUUUGUUAAUGUGUACAUACCGGAUUUUAGGAGUUCCUUGAGUUUUUGGUCUUACUUGAAAAUACCGGCUUUAACCCUUUCCUCCGCCCCGGGAGGAGGAAGGCAGCACGGCCUUCUUCCUCCACGGGAGGAGCCAGAAAGGGUUAACGCCUCAUAGUGAUUGGGGAAAAUACGUUAUGUGUUUGUGAUGUUUCUAAGUUAAAGCCGCAGUUUCGCUGGAGGGCGGUCUGGUGUCCUUCCCCCCCCGGCCACUCUCCUACAGUGCCCACUACUCUACUGAAACCUGUAAACUUUAUUAAACUGACAACUUCCAUGAGUGAAGUGAUGGAAUAA
This is a messenger RNA of Bufo gargarizans (Asiatic toad), 1422 nucleotides long. RefSeq names its product actin-related protein 2/3 complex subunit 5-B. Gene Ontology annotation, cellular component: actin cytoskeleton; Arp2/3 protein complex; cytoplasm. The transcript is spliced from 4 exons. NCBI's taxonomy places the organism in Eukaryota, Metazoa, Chordata, Amphibia, Anura, Bufonidae. Gene Ontology annotation, molecular function: actin filament binding. Bases 189 to 647 code for a protein of 152 amino acids. Gene Ontology annotation, biological process: cell migration; Arp2/3 complex-mediated actin nucleation; regulation of actin filament polymerization. The record is from RefSeq and is a predicted model, not a curated record.